AUGGGUUUAAAGAGUCUCCUGCCUCUUCAACAGCUCUGGCUCAUUUUAAUUGAGCUUUCUCUGCUGCCUUUGGCAGAGACAUAUGAGUUCAGUAAAUGCACACAGUGUCAAUGACAUCAUGUGUUCUGCAUUCGGAAGAAGAUUGCCAACUUGACAGAUGCGGUUAGUGACAUCUCUGGAUAUGCUACUCACCUCAAUCUGACACAGAACCAAAUUCAGAUCCUUGUUCCCCAUAGCUUCGCUAAUUUGUUUGCUCUGGUGGACUUGCAACUGGAGUGGAAUUCCAUUUGGAAGAUUGGUGAGGGAGGAUUUUGGGGACUUGAAAACCUGGCCCUUUUGAAUUUAGUAGAAAAUAAGAUUCAAAGUGUGAACAACUUCUUUGAGGGCCUGUCCAACUUGGAAACCCUGCUCCUGAGCCACAAUGAAAUUACCCAUAUUUGCAAUACUGCUUUUGUCCCUGUUAUCAAAUUGAAACAUUUAAGCCUAUCUCGAAACAUUAUUACCAACUUUUCCAAUAUUCUUGAAGCAGUCCAGCAUCUUCCAUGCCUGGAAUGCCUUGAUCUUUCUAGUAACAGCAUCAUUUCCUUGAACAACAACUCCAGGUUAUUACUCUCUCUGACCCAUCUGAGCCUGCAGGGGAACAAGCUAAUGGAGUUAAAUUUCUCUACUCUGUCAUUGCCUAAUCUGACUACUCUGGAUGUUUCUCAGGAUAGCUAUCAACUCAUCCAGAAUGUGUAUCUGGAAACUCCGUCCCAACUUAGGAGUUUCAAUCUGAGUGGAACAUUGGUAAAAUUAGAGAUGCUUCCAGCCAAACACCUGCAAAAUCUAAGGGAAAUGGAUCUCAGUAACAGGAAGCUUAGAGGGGGUCACUUAAACUUGAACACAGUGUGUAACCUCCUCAGAAACUUACCCACAUUAGAAGCUUUGGUUUUUUUGAAAAAUGCCACUGAUACAAGUGGAAUAAAGCACCUUGACAACUGCACCAGGCUUUUGUCCCUUGACCUGAGUCAAAGCAGUGGUCUGGUUCACCUCAAUGACAGUGAGAGUGAUGCUGUGCCCAGUCACACAUCAUAA
This is a messenger RNA of Mandrillus leucophaeus (drill), 1074 nucleotides long. RefSeq names its product toll-like receptor 13. Gene Ontology annotation, cellular component: plasma membrane. NCBI's taxonomy places the organism in Eukaryota, Metazoa, Chordata, Mammalia, Primates, Cercopithecidae. Gene Ontology annotation, molecular function: protein binding. The record is from RefSeq and is a predicted model, not a curated record.